Molecule: messenger RNA, 388 nt
Organism: Meloidogyne enterolobii
Lineage: Eukaryota; Metazoa; Nematoda; Chromadorea; Rhabditida; Meloidogynidae
Source: the annotation of a GenBank genome assembly
UUUUUUUACAAAAAACUAUUUUCCUCGUGACCUUCCAAAAAUGGAAAAAAUAACGUCCCUUCCUUCAUUGUCCCCAAACAACAAAACAACAACCAACCCUUCUCAACUUCUAGUAGACCAGGACGAUUUGGAUAAAUUGUCCAAUCAAUUAAAAUUGUUAAAAAUUGAUGAUUCGACAAUCAACAAAAUUUUACAAAAAUUUAAACCGAUCAAAAAAGAAGUUAAAAGUGAGCCACAGGAAUGUGAAGCUUUCGAACCUCAACAACAACAACAACCCUUUGUUGGGUAUGAUGGAUUGUUUGAAUUGGCUAUUUCUCAAGUCAUCAACUGUGGAUAUGGGCAUGUUCUCCCUUUCAACUUUUUUGGAACCAAAAAGUUGGAUAAUUAA